This is a messenger RNA of Phlebotomus argentipes, 1478 nucleotides long. Its product is annotated as annexin B9. The transcript is spliced from 4 exons. Gene Ontology annotation, molecular function: calcium-dependent phospholipid binding; calcium ion binding. The record is from RefSeq and is a predicted model, not a curated record. The coding region runs from base 220 to 1206 and encodes 328 amino acids. Gene Ontology annotation, cellular component: cytoplasm. Lineage: Eukaryota; Metazoa; Arthropoda; Insecta; Diptera; Psychodidae.
GCCUCACUUUUCUUGCAAAACUCUCCAUUGUGUGUUGUCCCGUGCAAGUGAAAAGAAUCACGACACUUUCGGCACAUUUUCACUCAGCAAUUUACACCUCGCCUUCAGCAUUCGAAUGGUGUGUUUGUCAGUGAGAUUCAACAAAUAGAGAAGGUGUUUUAUCUGCCCAGGGGAAUUGCUAUCGUGGCAAGUUAUCAGGAAAUAGAGAUUCCGUGAAAGAUGUCUUCGGCUGAGUACUAUCCCUUCCGCUGCACGCCGACCGUUUAUCCGGCAGAUCCCUUCGAUGCCGUGGCCGAUGCCGGGACGCUGCGCACGGCCAUGAAAGGCUUCGGCACGGACGAGAAGGCCAUCAUGGAGGUUCUGGGCCGUCGUGGAAUUGUGCAGCGCCUGGAAAUUGUGGAGGCCUUCAAGACCUCCUACGGCAAGGAUCUCAUCUCGGACCUCAAGUCCGAGCUGGGCGGCAACUUCGAGAACGCCGUGGUGGCCCUGAUGACGCCCCUGCCGCAGUACUACGCGUCCGAGCUGCACGACGCCGUGGCCGGGAUGGGAACCGACGAGGAGUGCAUCAUCGAGGUGCUGUGCUCGCUGUCCAACUACGGUAUCAAGACCAUCGCGCAGUUCUACGAGCAAAUGUACGGACGCACGCUGGAGGACGACCUCAAGGGAGACACGAGUGGCCACUUCAAGAGGCUCUGCCGAUCGCUGGUGCAGGGCAACAGAGAUGAGAAUCAGGGAGUGGAUGAGGCCGCCGCCAUUGCUGACGCCCAGGCGCUCUUCGACGCCGGCGAAGGUCAGUGGGGCACGGAUGAGUCCAUCUUUAACUCACUCCUGGUCACGCGCUCGUACCAGCAGCUGCGGCAAAUCUUCCAGGAGUACCAGAACAUCGCCGGACGGGACAUCGAGUCGGCCAUCAAGAGCGAAUUCAGCGGCGCCGUGGAGAAGGGCAUGCUGGCCAUCGUGGGCUGCUGCAAGUCCAAAGUGGACUACUUCGCCGAGAGACUCCACGACGCCAUGAAUGGCCUGGGCACCAACGACAAGACUCUCAUCCGGAUCAUCGUGAGUCGCUCGGAGAUCGAUCUGGGCGACAUCAAGGAGGCCUUCGAGGCCAAGUACGGCAAGAGCCUCGUGUCGUGGAUCAAGGUAACUUGGGGCGACACUUCAGGUGACUACAAGAAGCUGCUCUUGACACUCGUCGGUGGCCUGUGAGCGAAGCCAGUACGGUUCUGAGUGCCUAAAGAGUGCCUCAUAACACUUUACCUCCUUCAGCUGCCAAGCAGAAGAGACACUAAAAUUUUUACCAAUAUUUGCAUACUUCUGCAUAAUUUUUGCAAAUAAAAUCGUUCAUGUUUUUGUCGUUUAUAUUGGAGAAUCUCUUAUACAAAACCAGAAGAUGUUUAGAAUUUACAAUAAAAACGUAUAUACUAUAAUUUAAUUGUGGUUGUAGCCAAUAUUUAGAAUAAAAAACCAUUCUUCACCGA